Molecule: messenger RNA, 3165 nt
Organism: Cladophialophora psammophila CBS 110553
Lineage: Eukaryota; Fungi; Ascomycota; Eurotiomycetes; Chaetothyriales; Herpotrichiellaceae
Product: sulfite reductase (NADPH) flavoprotein alpha-component
Exons: 1
Coding region: 1-3165 (1054 amino acids)
Cellular component (GO): cytosol
Molecular function (GO): oxidoreductase activity, acting on the aldehyde or oxo group of donors; sulfite reductase (NADPH) activity; flavin adenine dinucleotide binding
Source: RefSeq, a predicted model, not a curated record
AUGGCCUCCCGUGCCUCGAGGAACCUCUCCUGUGGUCAAGCGCCCUCCCUGUCCUCAGUCGCUGGCCCUACCUAUGUGACUGCUCAGAUACUCGUCCAGCAGGUCGCCUAUGCUCUGUCAGACAAGAUCUUCUCCUACUCCCCGGAGACAUUUGAUCUUGAUGUUGCCGCAAAAUCUUGGGCAGAGGCACAAGAGGUGAACAUCAAUGGAUACACGACUGGGAUCCAACCUAUGCAGAUACGAAAUGGAGCAGGAUCAAUUGCCCUCGGCUACAUGUUCUCUAAGGACUUCGAUCUGAAGAAGAGGCAUAUUCCCCAAGGUCUCCUUGCGCCGACGUCGGCGCUGAAGUUCUUGAGACCCGUCCUUGAUCAGCUCUCCCUCCUCUAUUCCGUCAGCAACCCGUUUGUGGCUCAUGUGGCGGCACUCGACUAUGAAGGCGACAAGGAUGGAGGUCUGGUUUCGGACUACGUCUCUGCCUUGUCUACUGCCGAAGAUCUAGGUCUGGCUUUGGUUGCUAGUCAAUCCGCAUACGAGACACAGCAUAUGUCGCUGCUUGCCACUCUGCUUGCCCACGAUGUGCCGACGCUACACGUCUACGAUGGUCUGAGAAUCGGGAGGGAAACCACACGGGUCAUUGACAUCCUAGACAGAUCUGGUCUCAGCAGUGCGUACAGCUCGAUCCUGUCCUCGAUUUCGGAUGAGGGUAGGAAGCAUUUGAACACUGAAGGUAAGGCAUUAAGAACACUCCGUGCCCUGAACGACGAGCUCGGAACGGACUACAGGCCAUUUGAGUAUUUCGGACACGAACAACCUGAGGUUGUGCUAGUCGCGUUUGGCUCGGUUGAGUCUUCGCUAGCUGCACAGGCCGCAACGGUACUGGCCCAAACUGGUAGCAGGGUUGGAACCAUCAAUGUCCGGCUCUAUCGACCAUUCGCCGAGGAACAGUUCUUGAAACUCAUCCCUAAGGGCGUGAGAGUGGUUGGUGUUCUAGGUCAGGUUGUCGAUUCGCAGGCGGUGCAGGAGGCUGGUGUUCACUCCCGCCUUUAUGAGGAUGUACUUGCCGCCAUCUCUUAUGGAGUGUCAACCCAUGACCGCCCUGAAAUUCAAGAGCUAAAGUACGCCCGGGCUGAACGAUGGACACCGUCGUCAAUCUCCUCUCUUUUCCAGAUGCUCCUCGGCAAGGCUGCCGACAACCAGGGCAUCACUACGUUCUUGGAUAACUCUGUCCAUCGGUACACUUUCUGGAAUGUUGAUCACGCACCGUCUGCAUCUGCGGCUACUUCCCUGGCGGAAGCUCUGGCUGCUGAAUCGGCUCAGAAUGUUACGGUGAAUACCACCCACGACAACUCCAUACAUGGGGGUGUCCACAGAGUCGAUAUUCGACAAUCUCCCAGAAGCCUUGACGCUGCGUAUCCCAUCACUUACGCCAACACGGCUGUGGCCACAGAUGCCAUGCUGUUAGAGAAGAUCAAUGUGGUGGAAUCUGUCCAGCAAGGCGGCAGCAUUAUUCUCCUAUUGCCAGGUGUCAAGGACGAAGACGUCGAGAAGAAACUUCCUGCAGCAUUCAAGAAAUCGAUCCUUGAAAAGGGAAUUAGUCUUUACCUGAUCAAUCCAGUCAAUACUGCUCUCUCCGUUGAGAACCCUGAGCUUGAAUCGCUCAUGCUCCAAGUCGCCUUUGUCAGGGUUGCAUUGCGCAACUCCGAGGAGCUUAGUUUACAAAAGCUGGCAACGAUCAACAACAACCUCGAGACCCUCAAACAGGUGGCGGCUGAUCUCGAGAAGACUCUGCGCAAGGUCGAGGUGCCUAAGGAAUGGGCAGAGGUGGAAGACGCAAAUACAGCAUUACCAACCAACAUCUCGCCCAACAGCCUUACCUCCUUCGACAAGACAGAAGAGGAGCCGCCAUCUCUCCUUCGUACCUGGCAAAAGGCGGCCAAAGGCCUCCUCUUCAAAGAAGCUUAUAAUGCGUCAAGCGCCCUUCGACCCGACCUGCCCGUGAGGACUUACACUGUCCACGUCAAAGAGAACCGUCGCCUGACGCCCCUGACCUAUGACCGGAACAUUUUCCACAUUGAAUUCGACCUCGGCGCCUCUGGACUCAAGUACGACAUAGGCGAGGCCCUCGGCAUCCACGCCGAAAAUGACCAUGAUCAAGUCAUGGAGUUCAUCCAAUGGUACGGCCUCAAUGCCGAGGACGUUGUGGAAGUCGCUUCGCGCGAUGAUUCAAAUGUUUUUGAGAAUCGUACCAUUUACCAAGCGCUUCUGCAAAACGUCGACAUAUUCGGUCGCCCACCUAAGAAGUUCUACGAGGCACUUGCGGAAUUCGCGGACGAUGAGAACGAGAAGAAGAAUCUCUUGACACUGGCCGGUCCGGAGGGAUACAAGGAAUUCCAGAGGCGAGCCGAGGUCGACACCGUCACGUUUGCGGAUGUCCUGCUCGAGUUCCCGUCGGCACAUCCGUCCUUCCACGACAUUGCGAGGAUUGUCUCUCCGAUGAAGCGUCGCGAGUACUCGAUCGCUUCAUGCCAAGCCGUGACGCCGACCUCGGUCGCCCUCAUGGUCGUCGUUGUGAACUGGGUUGAUCCCAAGGGCCGCGACCGCUUCGGUCAAGCCACGAAAUACCUAUCCGGUCUCAAAGUCGGAGCUCCAGUGACCGUCAGCGUCAAACCAUCGGUGAUGAAACUGCCUCCCAAGUCGACCCAGCCGAUCAUCAUGGCCGGUCUCGGCACCGGGUUGGCGCCGUUCCGGGCAUUCGUCCAACAUCGCGCCAUGGAGAAGGCGCAGGGCAAAGAGAUCGGAUCGGUGCUGUUGUACAUGGGCUCCCGCCACCAGCGGGAGGAAUACUGCUACGGUGAAGAGUGGGAGGCAUACCAGGCCGCCGGCGUCAUCACCCUGCUCGGCCGGGCCUUCAGCAGAGAUCAACCGCACAAGAUCUACAUCCAGGAUCGCAUGAGGCAGACGCUGGACGACAUCGUCGAGGCUUACAUCAAGGAUCAAGGAGCUUUUUACCUGUGUGGGCCGACCUGGCCCGUGCCUGAUGUCACGAAUGUCCUUGAGGAGGCGAUCGCGCGAGAUGCAAAGGCAAAUGGAGUCAAAAAGAUCGAUACGGCUAGGGAGAUCAUGAAGUUGAAGGACGAGGGGCGAUAUGUGUUGGAGGUGUACUGA